AUGCUUUUCAACACUCAAGGCGCCCUUGUGGUGUCCAGUGUGGUAAUGGCAGCCACCUCGGCAGUUGCAGAAGACUUCCAGGUGCUUCCUCGUGGCUCACCAUUAGGGACGCUCCAGGGUUGCUACUCCGGCAUUCCUGGAUAUGGAAAGUCAACGAGCUGGACGUACCAGAGUUCCGGAUGGUGUCUGGACCACUGUGCCAAAGACUACGCGGCAUUUGCUUUGACGGGAGGAUCUGACUGUGUCUGCGGUAAUACGCUACCACCAGCCAGUGCCAAGGUUUCAAACGACAAGUGCAGCAAGUCAUGCAGCGGCUGGCCCGAUGACAUGUGUGGUGGUCCCGGCUACUACUCUGUCUAUACCACAAACUUGGUAGACGAUGUUCCCACGUACUCCGACUCCGACUCCGAGUCUACCACAACCAAGAGCAGUACGGACAGCAAGACUACGACGAAAACCGAUGGAUCUGCCUCCACUGCUUCCACUACUUCUGGUGAAACGACAAAGACCGUGACACCUGAGGCUAGCGCGAACAGUGUCCCUGACGAAGAUAUGGAGGCAAAGGCCUCGAAGAGCAAGAAUACUGCCGCAAUUGCGGCCGGAGUCGUGGUAGGAGUGGUUGGAUUCGCUGCUCUCUGCGGUGCUGUGUUCUUCUGGUGGCGAUCCAAGAAGAACAAGGCCGGUGCUGCGGGCGGGGCCACUGGCGGCUAUGGCCGUAACUCUGGCCCACCCUCGAUGUCCGAUUCUCGGUUCGAUGGCGACUACAUGGCUCAGCGCCGCCAAAGCAAUGGCAGCAUCGAUGAUGACCAUGACUUCUCUCGCCGGAUCUUGCAGGUAAACACGCGCAACAUAUGA
Messenger RNA from Penicillium egyptiacum, 855 nucleotides. NCBI's taxonomy places the organism in Eukaryota, Fungi, Ascomycota, Eurotiomycetes, Eurotiales, Aspergillaceae. The record is from the annotation of a GenBank genome assembly.